CUUCCACCGACCCGACCGACCCACUCCCACUUCCACUCACACUCCCGACUCCGAUUUGACCCUUCCCCAGUCUCCACCGACUAUCAUCGCUUUUUCUCUUCUUUUCGUCUUCUCUCUACUUUUCUUCUUCCCAUUUUCUCUUCUUGAUUUUUGGAUUUGGAUUAUUUAUUUAUUUAUUUUUUUUUUACAAAAAAUAAACAAUCAAUCCACAGAAGACAGGUCAUACGACUCCCGGCCACUUUCCCCCUUUUCCUGUAGGACGGACCUGUGUGUGUCCCGACGCUGCGUUGUCCGGAUUCCCGGCGCAAUUGGUCGGACAAAUAUUGCAACCCAAAAUCAUUUCACGGGAAAAGAAGAGAAACGUUGAGAACAGACAAGAAAACAAAAGGAUAAACUGACCACUUCCCCCACCCAUCGCAAGCCCCUGGGGCUGCUGCGUCACGCGCUACCAAUAUCACCAUGCGCUCCAGCAUCGCCUGCGCCCGCUGCCGUCGCAGCAAAAUCAAAUGCGUCAAUGCCGGCAUCGACACCACCUGUCGCGCCUGUGAGUCCUCUGGUCGCGAGUGUGCUUACCCUACCCCCGCCAUCGGAGGCGGUGCCGCGGCCGCCAAACGGGAUCUCGCGGCCCUCGCCGAUGGGGACGAGCGCAAUGGCCACCCGGACUGGGAGAGCCCCAAGCGCCAGCGCUCGCGCAAGUCCGUCGGCCUCGCGGCCGCGGCUGCCAAGGAGGCCGCCGCCAAGGCUUCCCUCGACGCCCUCGACGCGCCUGUCCUAACCGUCAAGGUCUGGGAGGCCGUCUUCGACCUCUUCCAAUCCCACGCCGCGACCCUCCUGCCCUUCCUGCACCCCGCCUCCUUCCUGGCCCAGAUCCGGCCCCUCGCCCACGGCGCUGGCCCCGCCCCCGCGAGCCCCCCUGGCGCCCACGCCCCCGCGCCGCCCCCUAACCCGCUCAUCCCCCUCGGCGUCCUCGCUCUGACAGCCCGUUUUCACCCGACCCUUGUCGCCUAUCAUGCUCCCGCCGGUGCUGGCGCCGGUACCCCGGACCCCCUCGUCGCCUCCGAGGUUUACGCGACCGCCCUGCGCGCCCGUCUGGCGGGUGUCGACGGCUCCAGUCUCGCCAUCCCCGACCUCACCCGCGUCCAGGCCCUGCUCAUGCUCGCCCUGCACGAGUGGGGCAUGUGUCGCGGCAAGAGCGCCUGGCUCUAUGUCGGCAUGGCCAUCCGCCUGGCCCAGGCCAUGGGCCUCCCCUGGGAGCUCGAGCAGGACGGCGUCGCCCCCGCCGCUCCCGCCCCGCUCCAGGUGGAGGCGGAGCUGUUCGGCCUGCCCCGUCGGGCGGCCCCCGCGCGCGAGCCCACCGCCGACGACAUCAUCGCGCAGGAGACCAAGCGUCGCACCUUCUGGGCCUGCUUCCUCCUCGACCGCUGCCUCAGCUCCGGCCGGUAUCGCCCCCGCAUGAUCCGCGUCCGCGAGCUGGGCAUCCAGCUGCCCAGCGACAAUGCCUUUGCCUUCGGUGAGCGCGUCCGCACCGCCCGCCUGGGGGAGCCCCCCGCCCGUCGGCCCCCCAGCUUCGGCGCCCCCGGCGCCCCCGUCAUCCCCAGCCUCCGUCAGAGCCUCGGCGGCUUCGCGGACGACCCGCGGCCCGGCCCCCCCGCGUCGGAUGCGCACCAUCCCCCGUCCGCCUGGUCGCCCGUCGCCCGCCGCGCCGACGCCGCCGCCGCCGCCACGGCCGCCACCGACGACGAGGGCAUCGACCGCUGGGAGGUCGGUGCCGAGGAGUCCGUGCUCGGCCGCGUCAUCCGCAUCGUCCGUCUCUGGGGCAGCAUCGCCCAGUGGUCGUGCGCCGGCGGCCGUCGCACCGAGCCGGUCGCCCCCUGGCAUCCGGAGUCGCGCUUCGCCCACCUGCGCACCCGCCUCGCCGAGUUCCAGGACGGCCUGGCUCGGAACCUGCAGUACUCGUCCCGCAACACCGAGACCCACAUCAUGUACCGCCACAGCCUGGCGCCCUACACCGUCAUGCACGUCGUCUACUUCCUGUCCGUCAUCGUUCUGCACCGCGCCUACAUCCCCUUCUUGCCCGUCCACUGCCCGGGUCCCGUCGGACCCCUCGACGAGCCGGGCGCCGUCGCGACCGACCCGACCACCGCCGGCGGCCCCGACGGGUUCUGGCGCGACAGUGCCCGUGAGCUCUUCGGCGCCGCCCGUCGCAUGAUGGACCUGGUCCUCACCUGCCAGGAGCGCGGCGUGCUGGUGGAGAACCCGCUCGUCGGCUUCGCCGUCUACCAUGCCGCCUUCGUCAGUGUCUACGCGGCGCACUUCCCGCACAUGGACCCCGACGGGGCCCUGCGGCCUCCGCCCCGCUCCCCGACGCCCCCGGACGCCCCCCGCGCCGCGCUCGCCCCCUCCCCGGCCCGCCAGAUGCUCGACCUGCUGCGCCGGAUGCGGCCCCGCCUUCGCAUGGCUCGCGGCUGGUUCCGCACCGUGAAUCGUCUCCACAGCUACUUCGCCAAGGUCCGUCGCGACGUCCGCCGCCACAUCCGCCGCCCGGAUGGGGGCCUUGCCGACGACGCCGGUCCCGACGGCCGGCCCGUGCGUGAGGGCGGUGCCGGUGGAGGCCUCGACGAGUUCCGCCUGAUCGAGAAGCUGUUCCUCGACUUUGGUACCAUCGAGGAUCAACUGCCUGAAACCGGGUCGGACGCCAGUGGAGACGGGGGUCCCGUCGUUGCCGCCAACACUGCCCUGUCCGCUGCCCCUCCUGCCCCCGGAGGAAGCGACCGCGCGACCAACCCCAGCGAUGCCGGCAGCUCCGUCGCCCGCAGCGAAACCGGAGACGCCGGCGAAGAGCCAUCCGCGGACGGUGUCAUCCCCCCCAGCGGGCGACGGGAGUCGUGGGUGCCCGUCAACAGCCCCGGCCUACCGCCACGAGGCCCCGACGGGGACCGACGACCCAGCCUGCCGCUGCCCACCACCACCAGCCGGUCUCUGCAAUCCCAGUCCCCCUUCUCUCUUCCCGCCCUGCCACCACCCCCUCCCCCGCCAGCCCCCACGGACACGCCGCUCUACGGUCAUCCGUCGCCCACGCUGCCGUCCAUCGGGACCGCCAGCUCUCAAGCGCCCCGUCUGCAACCGCUCAACUCAUGGUUGCCCCCGCGGGGACCGCCGCCCCCAUACGCCCAGUCGCUGCCUCCGAUCAGCGCCACCACGGCCCACGGGCUCCCGCUGCUGCCGCCGCCCGGUGCCGUGGGAGGGCCUGGUGGAUCCUCACCGGGAACCGCGGACGGGUGGGACAGUCUCGCGCCGCCGCCGCCGGGACUGUGGUCGACCAGUCUCGGGGGGGAAGAUGUGUUGGCGUUCCUCGAGGGGUGCGAUUAUGACCAGUUGCCCAGUCCGAUGGCGUCGGAACUGGGGCUGCCGACGGGGUGGUUGAGUACCGUGUGGACUGAGUUUGCGCGGUAGUUUUUUUUCCUUUUUUUUCUUCUUCUUCUUUCGUUGGUGCUCUUUCGCCCGCGUUGGUCUUUGUUGGGAGGCCUACGGCGUCUGUACGAGUAUCGGCUGUCAGUCAGCCUAUCAGCAUUACGAUCUGAUAUGGGUAUGGAUCUGGGUAUGGGUAUGGAUAUGGGUAUGGAUCUUGGAUCUUGUCCGGGUGGACACUGUCUCCCACGGACAAUCAAAAUCAAAGUCAAAAAAGAAAAACGACAAUAAAAAAGACAAAAACGCCACGGAGGAUCUAUCUGUUCGGGUUCUUUGUUCUGGGUUGCGUGUUUGCUUGCGGCACGUUCUGGGCGCAUGCUGUGUGGAGGGAUUCCCAGGGCUUGUUUUGCGAUUCUGAGCGGGCGUUUAUAUUUUUUUCUUAGUCCUUUGUGUCUUUCUAGCUACCAUGAGUGGUUGA
Aspergillus candidus is the source of this 3886-nucleotide messenger RNA. RefSeq names its product putative C6 transcription factor. Lineage: Eukaryota; Fungi; Ascomycota; Eurotiomycetes; Eurotiales; Aspergillaceae. The record is from RefSeq and is a predicted model, not a curated record. Gene Ontology annotation, cellular component: nucleus. The coding region runs from base 460 to 3453 and encodes 997 amino acids. Gene Ontology annotation, molecular function: DNA binding; DNA-binding transcription factor activity, RNA polymerase II-specific; zinc ion binding. Gene Ontology annotation, biological process: regulation of DNA-templated transcription; DNA-templated transcription. The transcript has a single exon.